Messenger RNA from Xenopus laevis (African clawed frog), 2189 nucleotides. RefSeq lists its product as uncharacterized. The coding region runs from base 993 to 1595 and encodes 200 amino acids. The transcript is spliced from 2 exons. The record is from RefSeq and is a predicted model, not a curated record. Lineage: Eukaryota; Metazoa; Chordata; Amphibia; Anura; Pipidae.
GUGAGGUGUAAGCAGCAUUAGCAGCAUCAGUGUCAUGGUGAGUCGGGAUAUCACAGCUAUGCUGGAAUCUUUGAGACAGCAGGCUCAGAGCCACGGUCCUUCAUGGUUACAGGACCAGCUGGAUAGGAUUAAUGGCCCCCCCAGGUGGCGAUAGUACCCCCCCCCAGUAGGCCCCAAUGGAGGAGCAGGCCCCCAGCGCGCCUCAGCCCAGAACUUGGGGGAAAGAGAAGGCGGGCGGUCAGUCCGAGUCCGGGGGUUACUAGGGGUCCCAGGAGUAGCAGGACCAGCACUCCCGCAGUGCCUUGAGGAGGGAAUAAUGAGCAUGGGAGAUCCGGAGGAUGCUUGGCGCUGCAGCCGACAUCAGGGCAAAGAAGUGGGUGGAGCUUACGCGCGAGCCGCAGCUCAGCGCGGGGAGACAGGCAGAAUGGCGCGUCUUCCCCCCUGCACACGCCAGACACACAGGGGAGUAGAAAGGGUGCACGCGGAGGCGCAGCCAAGCAGAGAGGCACCAGAGACACUCCCACUGUACCUGUCAGCAGCAGUAAUACCCCUCCAAGCCUACACAGGCAGAGUAGGGGUACAGCAACUUCGUCUCACAGCCCAGGGGAGGCUGCUUACAACAGUCCAGCAGCUGCAGCUUGGAGUCGCGGGACUGUAACAGCCCAGGACAGGGCUUCUGAAAGGGAGCAGGGCAGUUCUUCAGAUGGAGAAGGGCAGCACAGGAGAGGCACAGCCCCUACCAGGGCUUCCAGACCAGAGGCAGGACCAGACAGCCCGGGGGGGAUACCCCCCCUGCGCAAUCAGAACAGGGACCGGUCUUACAGCCCCCAUGGCUCGGAGUCAGAUGGAUCUCAGGACCGGACCACUCGCCGCAGCUGGCGUCACUCACGACCUACCACUAAUGCGGACCAAGGCGAGGUCAGAAGCAGUGGUGUAUCAGGGGAGGCCGAACGCACGGCGGUGCCAGGAAAUUCAGGACUCCUCAAGUCGUUAUGGGUGGUUCAUCGGUGAUUUGGAUUGUGGGUGACUCAUGCAUUGCCCGGGCACAUCAGCGGUUGCAAAUAUAUCCACCAGGAACACUUUUAAGCUUCCUUCCAACUCAAGUAGUGAUUCAAUGGUUUGGAGUUGGGGGCAUGCGAUGGGAGCAGGUAUUGCUAAAGUUUGCAGCACAAAUGAGAAUUGCUAUGCCACCAGACAUACUGGUGGUGCACUGUGGGGGUAAUGACCUGGGCAGGGUAUCCCAAAGGGAACUUAUACGGGUUAUGCGGUGUGAUUUAGAGAGGAUCAUGCAGUUAGCGCCCAAUGUAAAGAUAGUUUUUUCAGAAAUGGUGAGUAGGAUCCACUGGAGGUUUGUCAACACAUGGGAAGCUAUUGAGAGGAGUCGCAAGGUGAUUAAUAAACAGUCGGCCGGUAUCGUUAGGAAGAUGGGCGGCUUUAUUGUACGACACAAGUACGUGGUAACGGGGGACCCGGGGUAUUACUUGAAGGAUGGGGUGCACUUAAGCCAGGUGGGUUUGGACAUUUUUGUGCUGGGGUUGCAGGAUGGAAUUGAAAGGGCGCUGGGCGAGUGUGUGGGUGGAGCCCGGCCAGCUUAAGGGGUCAAGCGGCCCGAGCCGUGGCGGGGGAAUGCUUGCCAGUGUGGGUAAUGGGGCUGUAGUCCCCUAUUUGUGGCGUGUGUUGGUGCCUCUCCGGGUAAGGGCCCCGGGAGGUAAAGUCGAGUGAGGCCAUCUGCUACUACUUGCCCAUCCAGGGCAGCGCCCGGGUGGCCGGCAUGGCAGUGGCCCGGUCACUCUAUGGAGUAACCAGUUAGGCAAGCAUUCCCGUGGGAAUUACUGUUAUGUUACAGUUAUGUGUGAUUAAUACAUACAUAUAUAUUAAAGUUUAAUAAAAGCUGCGGCCUAUGAAUUCCAUCCUGAGCCUCAAGUGUCUUUAUUGGGAUCUUUAUGAUAAAGGGGGGUGUGGGAGUGGUCAAAUGGGAUACAGGUAAGACGGCGGCCUUAACGCUGCCCGGGUCAUAGGGCUUCCCAGAUAAACACAGUGGAAGGAGGGAAGCUUUGACUGGGUUAGGCAGGCCUUAGUCUUAGAAAGGUUAUGAUUGGUGGGAGAGAGUAAAGGUGGGGUUACCAGGCAGAGUAGAAUCCAGCAGGAAAGCAGUGGCAUCCAUCUUACAGCUAGCAGUGAGGUGUAAG